Molecule: messenger RNA, 1647 nt
Organism: Oncorhynchus nerka (sockeye salmon)
Lineage: Eukaryota; Metazoa; Chordata; Actinopteri; Salmoniformes; Salmonidae
Exons: 2
Coding region: 1-1647 (548 amino acids)
Source: RefSeq, a predicted model, not a curated record
AUGCCACCCUGCCCGGCUGCCCAUGCUGCCACAGGCAAGAUGCCACCCUGCUCGGCUGCCCAUGCUGCCACAGGCAAGAUGCCACCCUGCUCGGCUGCCCAUGCUGCCCCUGGCAAGAUGCCACCCUGCUCGGCUGCCCAUGCUGCCACAGGCAAGAUGCCACCCUGCUCGGCUGCCCAUGCUGCCCCCAGGAAGAUGCCACCCUGCUCGGCUGCCCAUGCUGCCCCCGGCAAGAUGCCACCCUGCUCGGCUGCCCAUGCUGCCCCCGGCAAGAUGCCACCCUGCUCGGCUGCCCAUGCUGCCACAGGCAAGAUGCCACCCUGCUCGGCUGCCCAUGCUGCCACAGGCAAGAUGCCACCCUGCUCGGCUGCCCAUGCUGCCACAGGCAAGAUGCCACCCUGCUCGGCUGCCCAUGCUGCCACAGGCAAGAUGCCACCCUGCUCGGCUGCCCAUGCUGCCCCCGGCAAGAUGCCAACCUGCUCGGCUGCCCAUGCUGCCCCCAGGAAGAUGCCACCCUGCUCGGCUGCCCAUGCUGCCCCCGGCAAGAUGCCACCCUGCUUGGCUGGCCAUGCUGCCCCGGCAAGAUGCCACCCUGCUCGGCUGCCCAUGCUGCCACAGGCAAGAUGCCACCCUGCUCAGCUGCCCAUUCUGCCACAGGCAAGAUGCCACCCUGCUCGGCUGCCCAUGCUGCCCCGGCAAGAUGCCACCCUGCUCGGCUGCCCAUGCUGCCCCGGAAAGAUGCCACCCUGCCCGGCUGCCCAUGCUGCCCCGGCAAGAUGCCACCCUGCUCGGCUGCCCAUGCUGACACAGGCAAGAUGCCACCCUGCUCGGCUGCCCAUGCUGCUACAGGCAAGAUGCCACCCUGCUCGGCUGCCCAUGCUGCCCCCGGCAAGAUGCCACCCUGCUCGGCUGCCCAUGCUGCCCCCAGGAAGAUGCCACCCUGCUCAGCUGCCCAUGCUGACCCCGGCAAGAUGCCACCCUGCCCGGCUGCCCAUGCUGCCACAGGCAAGAUGCCACCCUGCUCGGCUGCCCAUGCUGCCACAGGAAGAUGCCACCCUGCUCGGCUGCCCAUGCUGCCCCGGCAAGAUGCCACCCUGCUCGGCUGCCCAUGCUGCCACAGGCAAGAUGCCACCCUGCUCGGCUGCCCAUGCUGCCACAGGCAAGAUGCCACCCUGCUCGGCUGCCCAUGCUGCCACAGGCAAGAUGCCACCCUGCUCGGCUGCCCAUGCUGCCACAGGCAAGAUGCCACCCUGCUCGGCUGCCCAUGCUGCCCCCGGCAAGAUGCCAACCUGCUCGGCUGCCCAUGCUGCCCCCAGGAAGAUGCCACCCUGCUCGGCUGCCCAUGCUGCCCCCGGCAAGAUGCCACCCUGCUUGGCUGGCCAUGCUGCCCCCGGCAAGAUGCCACCCUGCUCGGCUGCCCAUGCUGCCACAGGCAAGAUGCCACCCUGCUCAGCUGCCCAUUCUGCCCCCGGCAAGAUGCCACCCUGCUCGGCUGCCCAUGCUGCCACAGGCAAGAUGCCACCCUGCUCGGCUGCCCAUGCUGCCCCUAGGAAGAUGCCACCCUGCUCGGCUGCCCAUGCUGCCCCUAGGAAGAUGCCACCCUGCUCGGCUGCCCAUGCCGCCCAUAUCUCUUACUGUUCUUUAUAA